AUGAGUGCCUUUUUUGCAAAGCUGGACCCGCGGCAGGUCGAGUGGGGGAACUCUUGGUAUGGCCUGUACUCGCGCAUGCUGCGCACCAAGCCUGUGCAGUCCAUGCAGGAGGGGGCAGCCGAUGACCUGCAUGGCACCAAGCUGGCACGGGUGCUCACCACCGUGGACCUGGUGUCUCUGGGCGUGGGCAGCUGCGUUGGCACAGGCAUGUAUGUGGUGGCCGGCCUGGUUGCCAAGGAGAUGGCGGGCCCUGGCGUCAUCUUGUCCUUUAUCAUCGCUGCUGUGGCCUCUAUUCUGUCAGGUGUUUGUUAUGCAGAGUUUGGCGUCCGUGUGCCCAAAACGACAGGCUCCGCCUACACCUACAGCUAUGUGACAGUGGGCGAGUUUGUGGCCUUCUUCAUUGGCUGGAAUCUGAUUCUGGAGUACCUGAUUGGCACAGCGGCGGGGGCCAGUGCCCUCAGCAGCAUGUUUGACUCCUUGGCCAAUCACACCAUCAGCCGCUUCAUGAUCAACCACCUCGGCAGACUCCACGGCCUGGGCAAGGGGGAGGAGUCCUAUCCUGACUUGCUGGCUCUCAUCAUCUCUCUGGUGGUAACGGGCAUCAUUCUGCUCGGCGUGAAGAACUCGGUGACCUUCAACAAUGUGCUGAAUGUUGUCAACCUGGUGGUCUGGGUGUUCAUGGUGAUCGCCGGCCUCUUCUUCCUCAGCGGGGCCAACUGGGAGAGCGGGAGAUUUCUGCCCUACGGCUGGUCAGGAGUCAUGCAGGGGGCGGCGACGUGUUUCUAUGCCUUUAUUGGCUUUGACAUCAUCGCCACCACAGGAGAGGAGGCCAAGAGUCCCAACACCUCCAUCCCCUACGCCAUCACCGCCUCGCUCGUCACCUGCCUCACAGCCUACGUCUCUGUCAGUGUCAUCCUGACCCUGAUGGUGCCUUACAACCUGAUUGAUGGCGAUGCCCCGCUGAUGGAGAUGUUUGCGGUGCAUGGCUUCGUGGCAGGGAAGUUUGUGGUGGCCGUGGGUGCCAUCGCGGGCCUGACCGUCAGCCUGCUGGGAUCCCUCUUCCCCAUGCCACGCGUCAUCUACGCCAUGGCAGGAGACGGCCUCCUUUUCAGGUUCCUGGCCAUCGUGAAUCCUCGCACUGAGACUCCGGCGGUGGCGUGUGCCGUGUCUGGCUGCCUGGCCGGGAUCCUGUCUCUGCUGGUCAGCCUGAGAGACCUGAUCGAGAUGAUGUCCAUCGGCACGCUGCUGGCCUACACGCUGGUGUCGGUGUGCGUGCUCCUGCUGCGCUACCAGCCCGACGAGGACGGCAGCUACCUCACAGGAGAAGAGCAGGGGGAGGAGGACGGCACGGGAGGCAAAGCCAGGAAGGAGGGGGUGUUGGCCGAGUGUGAGGAGCAGGAGGACGGAGGCUACCAGGGCAAGCAGGUGCACAACAGCCCGGUCAAGAGCAAGGGCGAUGACGACACGAUGAUUGACGGCACUGACCCCACGAGCUACCAGUCUGUCGGCUCGGGCUAUGGCCUUAGAGAGAAAGGCCCAGAGGAGGGCGAGCAGCCGGACAGUGCCCCGACCGCCCUGCUGAAGCGAGUCCUGGGCCCCCACUACUACACGCUCAGAGUGAAGCUAGGCCUGCCCGACUCCAGCGACGUCCCCACGCCCAUCACGGGCCGCAUGGUGACCCGUUGUGUCCUGCUGCUCUUCGUCCUCACCUUCCUCUUCUGGUCCCUCGUCAUCUACGGUCUGGACCGGGAGUCCGGAGCGGCCCGCUGGGCCCUGGUGCCGCUGGUCGGGCUCAUCUUCUGCAAGAUGUUUGCCCUGCUGAUUAUGAUCCUACGGCAGCCCCAGAGCCCCAAGAAGCUGCCAUACAUGGCGCCCUGCGUGCCCUUUGUGCCCGUGGCGGCCAUGCUGGUGAACAUCUACCUGAUGCUGAAGCUCUCGCGCAUCACCUGGGUGCGCUUUGCUGUCUGGUGCUCUAUAGGUCUCCUGAUCUACUUUGGCUACGGGAUGUGGAAAAGCUCUCUGGAGCUCUUCUCCCAAGAGGAGGAGGCCCACGCCAGCACCUACCAUUGCUACGACAACGAUGUGGACGACAGCUUCACCGUGGAAGAUGACGGGGACCUCCAGGGCGAGGGUGAGGAGGGGCCUUAUCAGGGCUGGGCAGGGGAGGAGAGGGGAGGGUACCAGGACCCGAACCAACAGACACAGCAGCACUACCAGUACGGGGCCGACGGGCAGAGAAACGCGGGCAAGUCGAAAAGCAGCAGGGGCCGGAGUAGAAAAGGCUUUGAUGAACUGGAGGAGGAUGAUGAUGAUGAUGAAGAGGAUUACUAA
Molecule: messenger RNA, 2331 nt
Organism: Engraulis encrasicolus (European anchovy)
Lineage: Eukaryota; Metazoa; Chordata; Actinopteri; Clupeiformes; Engraulidae
Gene: slc7a14b
Product: solute carrier family 7 member 14b
Exons: 7
Coding region: 1-2331 (776 amino acids)
Biological process (GO): amino acid transport; transmembrane transport
Cellular component (GO): plasma membrane
Molecular function (GO): amino acid transmembrane transporter activity
Source: RefSeq, a predicted model, not a curated record